UCAAGAGCGUUCGGAGCAGAGAACCCAGCAUCAGCAGCUCCGCAGGAGGGAUAGACACUUAAAGAGAAGGGGACACUUCGACGCUGUACAUCACUCCAGAUCUGCGAAAAAACUGACUUUAAAUGUUUUUCCUGCAGAUCUGAGGAGAAUAAAGUGCGUUCUCAUUUAGCGAACUGAAUCCUUCACCGUUUUGGGGUGUUCCUCGCUGUAAACAUGGCAUUAGUGGUGCCUGUCCUGCUUCUGCUUCUGCCAAGUCCUGCCCUCUUCAGCCAACAUCUGCAGACAGGAACACAGCGCGUCUCCAGAGACAUCAGACCCCAGCCUAUUAAACUUGUUAUUUCAGACACAUGUGCACAAGAUGGGGCCAAAGACAGAGAGCUAGACUUGGAUCCUGAUUCUCCUCUGGUCUUGACCCAUCGGAUCCGUCUGGUGCCAGGGUCAGGGUCAGCUUGUGGUCAGUGCGAGCUGGACUUCUCAGCCCUGCGCGAUCGCAUCGAGAGACUGGAGAAGGAGGUGUCUGAUCUGAGGGAGAAAUGUGGAGGUCCAGAAGGAUGCUGCAGCUCCCAGCAGAGCAAAGGUUCGGUCUGUACUACCGUUCGUCCCACAACCGACGAGUGCCCGGAUGACUGCAGUGACCAGGGCCGCUGUGUAGAUGGCAAAUGUGUGUGUUUCCCAGGAUUCAGCGGGCCUGACUGCAGCGUGCCCGACUGCCCUGAUGACUGCAGCAGCAGGGGCCGAUGUGUGAACGGUCAGUGUGUGUGUGACCCAGGCUUCACCGGCCCGGACUGCUCCUCCAGCACAUGUCCAGAUGACUGCAGUGACAGGGGCCGCUGCGUGAACGGCAGGUGUGUGUGCGAUGCCGGCUUCACCGGGCCUAACUGCGGGACACGGGGCUGUCCGGAUAACUGUAACAAGCGGGGCCGCUGCGUGAACGGUCAGUGUGUGUGUGAUGCAGGGUUUACUGGGGCUGACUGUGGAACACGGAGCUGUCCGGCUAACUGCAAUAAAAGGGGCCGCUGUGUGAAUGGAAAAUGUGUGUGCGACUCAGGGUAUGCUGGUCAGGACUGCUCUGAGACGUCCUGUCCUGGGAACUGCAAUGACAGGGGCCGAUGUCUGAACGGACAGUGUGUGUGCGAUCCUGGCUUCUCUGGGCCCGACUGCUCUGUCAGAACAUGUCCAGACAACUGCAACAAUCGUGGACAGUGUGUAAACGGCAAGUGUGUGUGUGAGAGCAGCUUUACGGGCCCCGACUGCUCGUCCAGAUCUUGUCCUGGAGACUGCAGAAACCGCGGCAGAUGCGUCGAUGGCCGCUGUGUGUGUGACAGCGGUUUCACUGGACCGGACUGCUCGGUCAAGACUUGUCCCAAUGACUGCAAUAACAAAGGCAGAUGUGUGAACGGGAAGUGUGCCUGUGAUGUGGGCUUCACCGGUCAGGACUGCUCCACCAAAACCUGCCCCAACAACUGCAGUAACAAGGGCCGCUGUGUGAGGGGCCGCUGCGUGUGCCGGCGUGGCUUCACGGGGCCAGACUGUAGCGAGUGUCAGUCUGGGUUCACAGGGGAAAACUGCGAGACUGCUCUGGCGGGUGUCUCGCGUCUCAACACCAGGGACAUCACCGAUUCAUCUGUCACUGUGUUCUGGACUCCACCUGCUGUGCAGUACGACACCUACCACAUCAGCUUCACCAGCAGGAAAGAAACAGAUCAAAAAAUAAGCUCUAAAAUUGCUGGCAGACUGAGCACCUACACUCAGAUUGGACUGGCCGCAGGACAAGAGUACACGGUCAGCAUCACCGGAGAGAAAGACAGCACGAUGGGAACAGAGAGCACAGCAGAAUUCACCACAUUGAUCUCUGGCCCAAAAGACUUGCAAGUUGUGAAGACAACCACUACAUCGGUCAUUGUCCAAUGGGAGAAGGCCCAGGGGGAGAUUGACAGGUACGUCCUCUCCAUUGCACCCAAUCAGACAGAUGGAUCGAGCAGACUUCCAGAGAUGAGCCUGCCGCCCGAGAGAGAUUCAGCCCAGAUUGAUGGCUUGGAGCCGGGCCGCUUGUAUGACAUCUCAUUAGUGGCGGAGAAAGAUAGCAUCCGGAGCCUGCCAGCAACUGUACAGGCAACUCCUGGGAAUGCCUCAGUGCCUGUGACCAGAAUGACCACAGAGACGCUGACAGAUGACAUCAAAGAAAAGACACCAAGUUUCACAAACACAACAAUUGAAAAGCAAGGACUGAGCAAAGGGGGCCAAGUGACAAAAGGAAAGGUUGACAAUCCAGAAAGAACAGGGAAUAUGAGCAGACUCAAAACAGGCAUACUUCUUAGACCUGGGCAGAAAAGACCACAUGGGACACUUCCCAGAACCGGUACACAAACCAUAAGAAGAGCUUAUAGUCCAGAGAUAAAACAUUUCAAUUCUUCCCAGAUAGGAGCAAAGGGGAGAAUUGUUGUGCCUUUUUUAAAUAAGUCAAGAACAUUGUAUCCUCUGAGACCAAGAAACCCUAACAUAGACUCAGCUUCUCCUGUCUCUGAUGGUAAACCACUGGCACUGAAACUGAAAGAGACCAGAUCUCAGGAGGGAAACGCAAACGCCAACUUUAGAAGAGUAUCUGACGAGACACCUGGACAUGCCACCCCUCUGCCAUUCACACACGCCACCGAAUCAACCGAAGAGCCAACAAUUACAACAGAAAAAAACCUUACAGCCUAUAUUAAUGGGUCAAAAUGUGUCCGAAAAGUUUUGGUUGGGUACAGAAAGAUACAUGGAAACAUGUCAGAUGGCAAUGCACUGACCAAAAAUCUGACCGUUAUAGUUGGCCAUUUAAAUGGUAAUGAUCUCUUACAGAAACUUCUGACAGACCGAUCUACAUUUAAUGAAUUGGGGGUUUCAGGUCCUGAAGCUGAGACAUCUGAAGCCAGAAGAAGCGUGAAAGAGCAAGAAGGAGAGGAAGAAAUUGAUGAAGAAACAGUGGAAGAGAAUGCAAAUGUAAUGAAUGCCACUCCCAUUUCAACGAGACAGCCUGAGACAACACUUUACCAGCCCCUCAGCACCACAUCUGCUCCUCCAUCCCUACACCUCCAUACACCACAAUCACUGGCACAAACUGAGAGAGUGAAACAACAUACAGCAAGAAAUUGGUCAAUAGCAAAAAGACCACCUAGAAAAAACAGUAUGCAAGCAUUUUCACUAUCCGUCCCCAGGCAGCCAACAAGACCAAAAGCCCCAGGUCUGGCUCCUCCACCAAUAGUACGUAGGCCACUUUUUAAGUCAAAUUCCUCUUCCUUGUCUUUAGAGACACAAAAACACAAGCCUAGUCCCAUCACCUCUCAUUUUGCAAAAAAAACACGUGUUGAGAAUGAAGUGCUAAAUUCAGUUGCACCCUCAAGACAAUUCCAAGAUUCAACUCCUGAACCUGUUCACAAUCUCAAAACUGAGACUUCAACUUCACUGCCAUUGACUCCAGUGCCAGUCAAAUUCUCCCUGAAAAAUAACACUGCUAUAAAAAACAUCGAAGGCAUCGAAGAAUCAAAUCUGAUGUCGUAUCGGCGCACACAGUUUAGGGGUUCUUAUCCUCGUCGUCCUUUUCAGAACCGUACGAGGACAAUUGUAGAGUCACCUCAUCAACCCCGCCUGGGACCCGCAAGAUGGUCUUUUCCUUCAAAACCCAUUAUCAGAAACAACAGGACUAUCAACCGAGGUGGUCCUAACCAACCAGUAAACGCUGCUUUAACCCCUGCAAAAGAAAAUAGUACUAGUAUUAAGCUUAGACCGAAUGUAAUUCUCAACAGGACCAAUGGAUCAUUCAGCAGAAAUUCCCAAAUAAAACACAGCGGUAAUACUCAAGAGAGCCUAAACAUCAGUCAGAAUGGAAAAGGAAACUCUGACAGUUCUUCUUCCACAGGCCAUCUCACGGAAAAUAAUAAUAGCUCUCAGGAAUAUGUGUUGGGCGAAACAGAUGGCUCCAUUGAGCAUGUGGGGGUCAACAAUGUGACAUCAACAGGUCUUGUACUAAUAUGGGGUGCACCGAAAGGAAAGUUCAAACACUUCAUAAUCACUCAAACUGAGCUUGGACCAAAAAACAGAGACAAGGAUGAAAACGGGCAGAGUGAGGAAAAAGGAAAAGAUGAUGAUGAUGAUAAGACGGGCUUUAAGACAAUAGCAGCAAAGAAAAGUAGUUUGAUCAAGGGAAAAAGUGUAGUCUAUGAACUUGUGCCUAACGUACAGAGUACAAAGAUGAACAGGAGUGGAGAAAACAUUACAAGUUUUACUACAGUUCUCCCUGGAACGGCCCGCUCACACCAAAUGGCAAAUCUCUCACCACAGACCAGGUACUCUGUGUCCAUCCUCGGGAAGGGACCAGCGUUUCACUCACAACCUCACAACCUCAUCGUACAUACAGGCCCAGAGCCUCCAUCCAAUCUCGCCUUCAGCGACGUGACCGACAGCUCUUUCAUGGUGUCCUGGACCAAACCCAAGAGCAAGGUGUCUGGAUUCAAGAUCACGUACACUCACGUGCAAGAAGGUGAGCCAAUCUCGGUGAGCUUGGACUCAGAAACGGUCCAUCUGGCGCUCUCACCGCUGUCUCCCGGCUCCACCUAUGAUGUUCGUGUUAUGUCUGUACUCGGACAAGACGAAAGCGACUCCAUCCAGGACACCGUAACCACCUUGCCCGACCCACCGACAGACCUGAGGGCCGUAAACGUCACAGACGGUAAAGCCCUGCUGCUGUGGAGACCUGCCUUGGCUACCGUCGAUCAUUAUGUCAUUGUGUACAGUUCUGACACAGCACCUGGGCCUGGAAUCAGCAUCAGAGUAUCUGGGAACGCUGCAGAAGAGCAGCUACAGGCGCUGCAGUCGUCCACAAGGUACAGGGUGAGUGUUCAGAGCCAGCUGAGAGACCAGAACAGCUCCAGAGCCACCACAGCAUUCACCACAUCCAGCGGUGAAAAAAGGGAUGGUCCUCGUGAUCUCAAAGCCAGUCAUGUUACUCCCCGUACAGCGGUUUUGUCUUGGAAAGCACCUAUAUCAGCCGUCAGCAGUUACAAGCUGAGCUAUUACACGGAUGGCCAGGAAAUUCAGGAGGUGAUUCUGGACCCCACAGUCCAGGAGCUGAAGUUGAACAGACUGUAUCCAUCGUCAACAUACACAGCUCACCUGAGGGCCGAGCGGGACGGUCUGUACAUGAGCGCCAUCUCCACAGACUUCACCACCGGGACUCUCCGGUUCCCGUUUCCCACUGACUGCUCUCAGGAGAAGCAGAACGGAGCACUGGAGUCUGGUGUGGUGGAGGUGUUUCCACAGGGAAAACCGCUGGAGGUGUACUGUGACAUGGAGAGCGAUGGGGGAGGAUGGACGGUCUUUCAGCGAAGAAAGGAUGGGAAGAUGAACUUCUUCAGGAGCUGGCGUGAAUACAGCAUUGGAUUUGGAGCACUGGAUGGGGAAUUCUGGCUCGGAAAUGAGCAUAUUCAUAACUUCACUAAAAUGAGUCCAAUGACACUGAGAGUUGACCUCAGAGCCGGAAACGAGUCUGUGUACGCACACUAUUCCUCGUUCUCCAUCGACACUGCGAAAAAACACUACACCAUCAGAGUGUCUGGAUAUUCUGGCACCGCUGGAGACUCACUGAUGUACCAUAAUGGACGGGCGUUCUCCACACGGGACAGAGACCCUCAGCCUUUCAUCACGCGCUGUGCCAUGUCCUACAGAGGCGGCUGGUGGUAUAAGAACUGCCAUGAGGCCAAUCUCAACGGCCUCUAUAACACCAACACCAACCACCAGGGAGUGAUCUGGACUGCGUGGAAAGGCAAGGAUUUCUCCAUUCCCUUCACUGAGAUGAAAUUCCGCCCAGCCUCAUUCAGGCCCUGAACACAGAGAUAAACGCAUUAGUGCAGGAGAGCUGGGAUGAGGCGGGAGGCCCUCCCGUUAUGGACAUAAACCGAAACACACCAGCAUUGAAAAACAAGCAUCAUUACUGCACAUAUAACCACACAAUUAGGCUACAUAACUACAUCUACACACAUACUCCAAUUGAAUUGUCAAGGCCAAAAAGGCUGUUUAUCUGUAGUCUAUAUGUAGUAUUGUACAGUGUUUGGAUUGGAUUCUGUGGUCUGUGCAUUGUGACACCCCACAACAGCUGGAGGAAAUAUUAUGCACUGCCACCUUCUCUACGAUGAAGCUGUGGACUAGGUGUCACAUAUCAGCUUGAACUAUCACUUUGAAUUGUAUUCGUACUACUUCGUAUGUACCAUAUUUCAGUGUCUUACAUGGACAUUUCACAAAUUAAAAAAGUUGUAAGUUGGUAUAUGUUAGUGUUUUAACAUUCUAUGGUUCUAUAAAAAUAUAUAUUUGAUAUUAAAAAAACAUGCUAACAUUA
Puntigrus tetrazona (Sumatra barb) is the source of this 6367-nucleotide messenger RNA. RefSeq names its product tenascin-X. The transcript is spliced from 18 exons. The record is from RefSeq and is a predicted model, not a curated record. Lineage: Eukaryota; Metazoa; Chordata; Actinopteri; Cypriniformes; Cyprinidae. Gene Ontology annotation, molecular function: protein binding. The coding region runs from base 214 to 5859 and encodes 1881 amino acids.